AUUUGGAGGGGUAAGAUUUCCCCCUCUGGCUAUGGGCUACAAACUGUCUACUGGCCAGAGGAGGGAAGAAAGGUGGAAAAGGCCCACAGAGUUGCCCUUAUGGCAGAGUGGAAACUGACUCGGAGUCUUCCAUGCCUUCCUUGGCCCAGGUGAAUUCAUCACCGAUGUUUUUGGCCAUAGGUAUAUUCGCCCCACAUGUCUGCUCAGUGCACACAUGACUGGGAUUGUUCUUGAGAUGUUGUCCUUUGGGGCAUAUUUUGUUUUUAGUUACUAAAGAUAUUAUUUUGUGACUACUGGUCACAUUCUCUGCAAUUGAGAAGACGGUUUGUGUAGCUGGCUGGAAGGGGGUUUCCCCUACCCCAGAAUAUAGGGCGUUAUUAUACAUCCCGUCGCACUGAAUUCCUAUGGUUUUUGGACUUUUGGCCCCCCUCAAUUUAUUAAUAUCAACUAAUUUCUUACAUCUUUUUUUCAUAUCAGACUUGUUUAAGGUGAUUACUUUUUGCAUAAUGGUGUUGCUUGUUUUUUGUAGAGAAGACUCGGCUGGAGGUGGGGUGUUGGUUGACAUGAGGAUUUUACGAAGAGAAGAACUGCCAAUGGGGGUUUGACUGAGACCUAUUUGUAGGCCAUAGUUUAUUGCUGCUGCUUUCCUUCCCCUGGAACCGGAUUCUACUUCAACAUAGAGGCUAUACAUUUUGGACACGUAGGUGCAGGUGUUACAUUUAAGCCGUAACCUAGUGCCCAGGCCACGCCUCUCUUCAGAGUCCAAGUCCCAGGUUAGGUCACCAUCACAGCCUGGAUUGGCCCGCCCAUGUUCUUUGAACUCUGCGUUGAACAUGCCACAUGUCUUUUCCAGAUGCAGCAGUCUGUAGGAGUCAUUUUCACACCUGCUGAAAUCAGUUAUGUACCUGAUUACUUCCUAACCAGGGGUCUUGGCCGAAGCAGUCGGUGGCACCCAGGCCUGAGCAUCAUUUCCUGCUCCUCGCACAGAGAGGGUGGAUGCGUCACCAGUUGUAGGGUUUCCCAGUCAACUCUCGUGAAUGGUGCAGGAAAAACACCAGAAUUGCCUAGCUACAGGGCGCCGCCAUUGUGGACACCCAAAGUUGUGCGGAGAAGAAAAGUUGACAGGAGAUCUGAUUGGUCAUUAACAGAAAAUCUUUGUGAUGGAAUUUAAUAGUGAAAUAUAAGUGAUAAAAAUGACAGGUGACGUAACAGAAUAUGUAGAAAGAUACAGAAGUUAUAAGGGAAGAUCUGAGUGGAGAGGUGAUAUUUGGAUGGACAAUUUCAUUCAGUGCGGAUCUACACUAGUUGUAAACAGGCCAAAAUUUGAAGGAAAAACGCAACGGCAAGCCAUAUAUUUUUUGGUGGAAUUUUGAAGGGGAGAUGAUGAACUUUGCUGAAUGGUGACUGAUUUUUUGAAAAUUGGCUUAAUAAAUAAUUGACAGUGA
This is a messenger RNA of Ostrea edulis (European flat oyster), 1445 nucleotides long. RefSeq lists its product as uncharacterized. The record is from RefSeq and is a predicted model, not a curated record. NCBI's taxonomy places the organism in Eukaryota, Metazoa, Mollusca, Bivalvia, Ostreida, Ostreidae. Bases 809 to 1171 code for a protein of 120 amino acids. The transcript has 3 exons.